Aureobasidium uvarum is the source of this 1029-nucleotide messenger RNA. The record is from the annotation of a GenBank genome assembly. NCBI's taxonomy places the organism in Eukaryota, Fungi, Ascomycota, Dothideomycetes, Dothideales, Saccotheciaceae.
AUGAACGGAAAUGUUGCCCUAGCAGUAAUGCCUAGUCAGGCGAAACUUGAGGCUGCAAUCGGUCACAAAGUCAGCACGCUUGUGUUUAACACCAUGCUUGACGUGUACGCAAAACGAAUGCCAGCGUUUUUCGGGGACCGUCAGGCUGGUGUUCAAGCUGGAGGACAGACAGGGCAAAAUAGGGGCCCAACUGCAGGUUCCUUCGAAGCUCUGACUGAAAGCCAACCUGGAGCUGGAGGGCAAAACAGAGGUCCGACUGGAGUCCAAGCCAACAUUCCAACUGGAAGUCGAACAGGAAACCUAGAUCAUCCCGAGAUGUUACUUGCAGUAUCUCAGGAUAUUGAAUUAACACUCGAGGAGAUCCNNAGAAAAGACGAUGAGUGGCAGGAGUUUCGAGACCAGAUACAGACGGUUGUUGACCGGAUGAGCAACGUCCAAACCAUGAUCUGCUUAGGCUUGGGACGACGAGAACCUCAACUAAAGUCCCAGCGCACAAAUUGUUUCGAUGUGCAGUAUUCUGCGUUCGUACACAUGUGGGAGAGGGUUGACGAGAAAUGGAGGAAGGAGUGCGCGGAGAGGGGCAUCGAUUACGAGCCAGUCAAGAGAUAUCUUCAAGACCCUGGUUUCGACAUGGAGACGACAUACCUGUUGCAAUCUAUACCACGUCAGGCCGACCCAACGACCAACAACAUCAUAUUCGACCCGGCGGCUUACGGCAUUCUCAGAAACAACAAAGAUACCUUCGUGUUCGCACCUCACUUGAAUUGCAACGUCUGGCCUGAUUUCUUGGCUUUUCGUCCGCAGGUCUUUAUUGGCAAUAGCCCCAAUGCUGAAUCCGGCCGAGAUCAGGCAUAUAUCGAGACCUAUAUCCAAGAAAGUGCGGUUCGCAAUAGCGACGAAGUGGGACCACGAUUCCGUGCUCUGCAGAACAGGUUCAGGGCAACGGAUGCAGAGUAUUGUCAGUCAGUAUUGGACCAAGGUCCUGUAGAUCCGGAGCACCUCGCGGGAUUGACGAUCUACCAGCGCUAG